AUGGCACCCGCACAGCACAACCCUGCGCCUGCGCCUGCGCCCGCUAAGAAGGGCAAAGGCAAGAAGGCGACCGACCCCUCGGAGCAGCAGAAGCAGAUCCAGGCCAAGAUCGCUCAGCUCGAACUGGACCAGGCAGGGGACAAGGAGCAGGAACUCGAAAUCGAACGCGAAGUUAAGAAAGCAAACCGCGAGCUCUCCUCGCUUCUCUCCAACAUGGACGGCCCGCUGUCUCGGCUCGAAGUCGUGCAGAAACGAUAUACCGAACUCCUCUCCGAUAUGAAGCGCACAGAACGCGAACACCAAAAGGCGAAGAAGCGCGGGGACCAACUGCAGAAGGAGAAGGACGCGCAAAGGUCGGAGCUGAACAAGGUUACGACGAUGAAGGACAAAUUGGACAAAUUGUCGCGUGACUUUGCAAAGGAAAACAAGAAACUCAAGGACGAACUCCACAAGCUCGAAUCUAGCGAAUCCACCGCCAGGCAAGAACUACACGAGCGUCUCGAACACCUGGUGAAUGACGUGGACGAUUGCAUAGCAGCUGCGAACGGGCCUGAACCACAGAAUCAAGCCGAGCAAGAACUGGACGAAUUAUUUCGUCAAAAGUUCAAGUCUUUCAUUGACCAGUACGAGUUGCGCGAAUUACAAUACCACUCGAUGCUGCGACUCAAAGAGCUCGAAAUACAGUAUCACGCCGCCCGACUAGAGCAACAGCGCAAACAACAAGAAGCCGAAUCCUCCAAGUCGCACCAGUUGACCCGUCAAGUGUCGACCUUUUCUCAGACCGAGACGGAACUACGCACGCAGCUCAACAUAUACGUGGAGAAGUUCAAACAGGUCGAGGAAACGCUUAACAACUCGAACGAUCUCUUCCUCACGUUCCGCAAGGAGAUGGAGGAGAUGUCAAAGAAAACCAAGCGUCUUGAAAAGGAGAACCAGACGCUGCAACGUCACAAGGACAUCACGAACCGUAAUAUUGGCGAGAUGGUGGAAGAGCGCCAGAAGAUGCAAGAGGAGCUUGCUCGGCGGACCAAGGAAGCUGAGGACCAGCGGAAGAAGAUCGCUCGCCUGGAAACACUGUGUCGUGGAAUGCAGGCACAAGGUCGAGGCCAGGUUCCGAUGCAUGAGCUAGAUCACGAGGAGCAUGAGGAGGAGGAUGAAGAAGUCACGGAGAGCGAGUACGAAUACGAGGACGAAGAUAGUGCAGAGUACGACGACGACACUGAAGAAGACGGUGUUGAACCGGCGCUUGUGCAUCGACCAUUCGGGCCUGUCCCUCCACCUCCGCCGCAACCAACACCUGCGCAGGGAAAAGUCAACGGGCAUGCACAAGCUAAUGGGCAAAUGAAUGGAGUCAAACGCUAA
Alternaria ventricosa is the source of this 1362-nucleotide messenger RNA. RefSeq lists its product as uncharacterized. The transcript is spliced from 4 exons. The coding region runs from base 1 to 1362 and encodes 453 amino acids. Lineage: Eukaryota; Fungi; Ascomycota; Dothideomycetes; Pleosporales; Pleosporaceae. Gene Ontology annotation, molecular function: syntaxin binding. The record is from RefSeq and is a predicted model, not a curated record.